This is a messenger RNA of Podospora anserina S mat+, 651 nucleotides long. RefSeq lists its product as uncharacterized. The record is from RefSeq and is a predicted model, not a curated record. The transcript has 3 exons. Lineage: Eukaryota; Fungi; Ascomycota; Sordariomycetes; Sordariales; Podosporaceae. Gene Ontology annotation, molecular function: protein-disulfide reductase activity. Bases 1 to 651 code for a protein of 216 amino acids.
AUGCCUGAUCAAAUCACAUCCGCCGCCGACUGGCGCUCCACCGUCAGCAGCAAUGCCGUGGUUGUCGCUGAUUUCUACGCCGAUUGGUGCGGUCCGUGCAAGAUGAUAGCCCCCCAUUUCGAGUCUCUCGCCAACAAGUACGCCAAGCCCCGCAAGAUCGCGUUCGUCAAAGUCAACGUCGACAACCAAGGCGAGGUCGCCCAGCAAUACGGCGUGCGCGCCAUGCCCACCUUCCUGAUCUUGCACAAUGGCUCCGUCAUCAAGACUAUUCAAGGCGCCAACCCACCUGCUCUUACGUCGGCUGUUGAGGCGGCGAUCAAGCUUGCUGGACCUGGGGCGGUAGGGGGGUCGUCGUUCAGCAGUGGCGGUCAGAGAUUGGGUGGGACGCCGGUUGGGGGGCAGAGAGUCGGUUCGGGGCAGAGGGUUGCGAGGCCGAUUUCGUGGGAUAUUAGUCAGUGGGUUAAUGCCGUGCUGAGCUUUUUGGGCUUGUAUUUUGUUUCGUUGCUUUCGCUUGACCCCUACAAGUCGGCAGAAGCGUCCCGGUUUAACAAGAAGAACCCGCCGCCAGCGGCCAAGCCGGCGACUGGGCCUGGUGGGAGGCCGGCUGGACGGGCUACGUUCAAGACGUUGAAUGAUUUGGGGAGUGAGUGA